ACCCCAAGCAUCAACAUCGAAAAUUUCAGAAGAUCGUGAUGAUUGCUCUAGUGUAACCACAUUAACAAGUAUGGACUCGGAGACUGCAAGGGAGCUAUGUCUGAGCAAUUCAAUAAAGAAUGCGUUUGAACGAAUUUCAUCUAAUAAAGCUGGUGGUACGAAGUAUAACAGAAUUGUUCCAGCAUUGAUAUUUUUUAUCUGUCAAGAUAUGCGUCCAUUUAAUAUAGUUGAAGGUGAAGGCUUUUUACGACUUGUAAAAGAUCUGGAGCCUACUUUUAAAGUUCCUGGCGCAAAGUAUUUAAAGAAAAUGACUACCGAAAAGUACGAAGCUUGUAUAACUAUUUGUAAGUCCAAAUUACCCAACAUAGACAAUUUCUGUUUAACGCUGGACAUAUGGACAGAGACAAUGAAUGAAGUAGGAUUCAUGGGCGUCACCAUACAUUUUGUAGAAAAUGGUCAAAUGUGUAUGUAUUAUCUUGCAACUCGUGCAUUAAAAGAGCGACAUACAGCUGAAUACAUAUCGGAAAACCUGCUGGAUAUUUUGAAAAAAUGGAAUAUUCCACUUACCAACAUUCGUGCUGCUGUAUAUGCAGAUAAUGCCAGUUCAAUGUUGGCUGCCAUACGAAUGUCUUUAGGCGAAAAAAAACAUUUACCGUGUUUUGCCCAUACUAUUAACCUUGUAGUUAAAGAGGCACUAAAGUUGCCCAGUGUUAAAUCAGCUGUUAUAAAAGUACGAGAAAUUGUUAAUUGGAUAAAAAAUAGUGUUGUGCAGUCGGAUAAGCUACGAAAAAUCCAAAUGCGUAAUAAUGUUUCGGCAGGAUCAGUUUUAAAACUUAUUGCAGAUGUAAGAACUAGGUGGAACUCAACUUUUUUUAUGUUAGAGCGAUUUCUAAAGUUAAGAAAGUAAUAUCAGAAAUUGUAAUUGAGAGUGUAGUGGCUCCAAAUUUGCCAAGUGCAGUGGAAAUGGAAACCUUGAAUGAGCUUACAACUGUAUUAAAGCCUUUUGAAUAUGUAACAAGAGAAUCAUCGGGCCAAAAGUAUGUAACAAUCUCCAAAAUUAUACCAAUGCUUAAUUGCUUAACUACAGAACUGAAUAGUAUCACUCCAAACUCCGCUAUCGUUAAAGAAUGUAAGGAUGUUUUAUUGAGAGAGCUGAAAAGGAGGUAUGGGAUGAUUGA
Molecule: messenger RNA, 1178 nt
Organism: Aricia agestis (brown argus)
Lineage: Eukaryota; Metazoa; Arthropoda; Insecta; Lepidoptera; Lycaenidae
Product: E3 SUMO-protein ligase ZBED1-like
Exons: 2
Coding region: 71-907 (278 amino acids)
Source: RefSeq, a predicted model, not a curated record